This is a messenger RNA of Aspergillus saccharolyticus JOP 1030-1, 661 nucleotides long. Its product is annotated as GPI anchored serine-threonine rich family protein. NCBI's taxonomy places the organism in Eukaryota, Fungi, Ascomycota, Eurotiomycetes, Eurotiales, Aspergillaceae. The record is from RefSeq and is a predicted model, not a curated record. The transcript has 3 exons. The coding region runs from base 28 to 564 and encodes 178 amino acids.
ACUGACUAGCUGCGUUGUUGUAUCAAAAUGCGUUACUCGUCAACACUCGCUUCUCUGGGCUUCAUCGCGUCGGCUUUGGCCAUCACCAUCACCACUCCGUCAGCAGACACAGAAUGGGAUUUCUCCACCCCCAAGACCAUCAAGUUCACUAGUGACUCCAAUGAUCCUUCGGUGAUCAGUAUCAUCCUGCGGACGGUGGAUGGCUCCUUUCAGACCAAGCUGGCGGACAACGUGAAGACCUCUGAUGGAGAGUACACGACCCAACCCAACCCUAGUAUCUCCAAUGGAGACGACUAUGAGAUCCAGAUCAUUGAUUCUUCUGGCCAGCUCGCGGUGAGCGCCGUGUUCACAGUCGAGAAGGGUGCUUCGAAUGAUGGCAACAGCACUUCUACAACCACUUCCAAGGCCACGACUUCCGGUUCCUCCACCACGGACUCCAAUUCAACCAGCACUAGCUCCUCCACUGCUGCUCUACAGUCAGUGGGUGUGGCAUCGUCUACGUCUGGCACUGCCAAGGGCGUCUUGGCUCUGUUUGGAGCUGUGGUCGCUCUUCUCUAUGUCUAAUUCUGUCAGUCAAUGGUGCCUCGGGAGCGUGCAUGUGUACUCCAGGUUACAAGCGAGGAAGGCUAAACUACAUAGAUCAUAGUCAUGUCAUUUUUCG